Molecule: messenger RNA, 1105 nt
Organism: Malus domestica (apple)
Lineage: Eukaryota; Viridiplantae; Streptophyta; Magnoliopsida; Rosales; Rosaceae
Product: norbelladine synthase-like
Biological process (GO): abscisic acid-activated signaling pathway; defense response
Cellular component (GO): nucleus; cytoplasm
Molecular function (GO): protein phosphatase inhibitor activity; signaling receptor activity; abscisic acid binding
Source: RefSeq, a predicted model, not a curated record
GGGCAUCUUUUGGUGAGAAACGAUUCUGGCUUUAGCUACCUUGUCCUUUACCAAGUUAUAUACGCAUAAAUAACCCUAGUUGAAAGCAAACGCAUCAUCAUCAGUUGAGGGAGAAAGCAGCUGAGCUAGCUUAGCUAUAUAUUACAUAAGAUAGAAAAGAAGAGGGAGAAAUUAAACAGAGAUCGAGAGCAUCGAAUCGAUCGAUCAUUCAUCAAAUUAAUUAGUCAGGGUCUAGGGAUGGCGAUUGGGAAAGUUUGGCAUGAGUUAGAAGUGGAGGUGCCUGCGAGUGAAGCAUGGGAGCUCUUCAGCACGCUUGCACUGGCAAGAUUCGUGGAACAACAACUUCCAGAUAUGAUUGAAAAAGCUGAAGCCAUACAUGGUGAUGGAGGGGUUGGGACUAUUGUCCAUGUCAAAUUUGCAUCAGGUGCUGAACACAAGGAAAAGUUCACAAAGAUUGACAAUGAGACGCGAGUGAAAGAAGCGGAGGUGAUUGAAGGUGGAUUUCUGGAUUUUGGACUUAGCUUAUACCGGGUUCGGUUUGAAAUCAUAGAGAAAUUAGGAGUUGCAGGUGAUUCGGAACCCUCCUGCUGCUGCAUCAUCAAAACCACAGUUGAAUAUGAUGUCAAGGAAGAGACGUCUGAUGCUUCCAACGCCUCCUCACUUGUCUCUAUCGAGCCAUUCGUUACCAUUGCAGAGGCAGCAAAGAUCCACCUCAUGAAAAACAAUUUGUACUCAAUUAAACAGUUCCGUGAAUAUCAUCAGUUGAUGCAGUGUCAAAUUAAUUUGGAUCGAUCUGUCCUAAGUCCUACCUCAAAAUAUUAUCUACUUUUAAUAAGUGUUUCAAGUUGGAUGAACUGCUCAUCACUGAAGAUCUUGUUUGUUUCUUCAGAUUCUGAAAUUUUAAGAAGCAAAUUUAGCAACUUGGAAUUAAUUUUGUUAAUGGCUUAUUGGAAAUGGUUUUCUCAGGGCAGGUAUGACGCAUGAAGCUGACUUUCUUUUUCAGGUUAAUAAAGCUUCUUUAUCCGAUGCUCCACCAAAUGUUUACUAAAUUAGUCCAACUUAAUCCCCAUAAUUAGUUCAAUCCGAGAUAGUCCGAUGUAACAAA